UACAAUGAUUGCAUGGUUAAUAUAUUUUCUUUUUAUUAAGGUUUAUCUGGUCACCACAGAAGACAAGAGGUUAUUGCUGAAUGACCCAGAUGUACUGGUAAAUCGGUUAAACCGACUAGAAAGUGUCGUGGCGGUACUCAAUAACACAGUACAACAGCAGUCAAUCACAAUUCAGAAACAGGAAAAGACUAUUAAACAGUUACACGAUUAUGUUAGUACUACUCAAAGCAUUGGAACAACGUAUAUUAGAUGGGGAAGAAAGCAAUGUCCAAUUAACAGCACAGAAUUAGUCUACUCAGGUUUUGCAGGUGGUGGUCAAUAUAGCGAUCCAGGCUCGCCUGCUGAAUAUGUAUGCUUACCACCAGAUCCAAAUUAUGUAAAGACUAGUGGGUCAGAUUAUGGUCGUAUGUUCGGUGGAGAAUUUGACUCAAACUUUUUUGCUUCCAAUUCUGAUAACCAGGACGUCCCAUGUGCUCUUUGUAGAACUCUUCGUGCUUCAUCUGUGAUCAUGAUUCCUGGGAAGAAUACAUGUUACAGUGGAUGGAAAGAGGAAUAUCACGGAUACUUAGCCUCUGGUCAUCACGUUGAAAACGUUGCUUCUGCUUUCGUCUGCGUUGACAUACAACCUGAAUACAUUAUGGGAGGCGUUGAUCAACAUUAUGGUAAACUUUUUUAUGAAGUUCUUUCCAAAUGCGGAUCUUUGAAAUGUCCACCGUACAUCAACGAUUAUCCAUUGACAUGUGUAGUCUGUUCUAAGUAA
Molecule: messenger RNA, 760 nt
Organism: Mytilus trossulus (common blue mussel)
Lineage: Eukaryota; Metazoa; Mollusca; Bivalvia; Mytilida; Mytilidae
Exons: 3
Coding region: 5-760 (251 amino acids)
Source: RefSeq, a predicted model, not a curated record